This is a messenger RNA of Peromyscus eremicus (cactus mouse), 10549 nucleotides long. RefSeq names its product pappalysin 1 (gene Pappa). The coding region runs from base 1 to 4875 and encodes 1624 amino acids. Gene Ontology annotation, molecular function: metallopeptidase activity. The transcript is spliced from 22 exons. NCBI's taxonomy places the organism in Eukaryota, Metazoa, Chordata, Mammalia, Rodentia, Cricetidae. The record is from RefSeq and is a predicted model, not a curated record.
AUGCGGCUCUGGAGUUGGGUGCUGCGCCUGGGGCUGCUGAGCGCCGCGCUGGGCUGCGGGCUGGCCGAGCGCCCCCGCCGGGCCCGGAGAGACCCUCGGGCCGUGCGCACCCCGCGCCCCGCCGCCGGCCCGGCCACCUGCGCCACCCGGGCGGCCCGCGGUCGCCGCGCCUCGCCGCCGCCGCCUCCGGGCGGUGCCUGGGAAGCCGUGCGCGUCCCCCGGCGGCGGCAGCAGCGGGCGGCGAGGGGCGCCGAGGAGCCGAGCCCGCCUAGCCGGGCGCUCUAUUUCAGCGGGAGAGGGGAGCAGCUGCGCCUUCGGGCCGACGUGGAGCUGCCCCGCGACGCCUUCACACUGCAAGUGUGGCUACGAGCGGAGGGGGGCCAGGCGUCUCCAGCGGUGAUCACAGGGCUGUAUGACAAGUGUUCUUAUACCUCGCGUGACCGAGGAUGGGUCGUGGGCAUUCACACCAUCAGUGAUCAAGGCAACAGAGACCCACGCUACUUUUUCUCCUUGAAGACAGACCGGGCCAGGAAAGUGACCACCAUUGAUGCCCAUCGCAGCUACCUCCCAGGCCAGUGGGUAUACCUAGCUGCUACCUACGAUGGGCGACUGAUGAAGCUCUAUAUGAACGGUGCCCAGGUGGCGACCUCUGGGGAGCAAGUUGGUGGCAUAUUCAGCCCACUAACCCAGAAGUGUAAAGUGCUCAUGUUGGGGGGCAGUGCUCAAAAUCACAACUUCAGGGGCUACAUUGAGCACUUCAGUCUAUGGAAGGUAGCCAGGACACAGCGAGAGAUACUGUCUGACAUGGAAACCCAUGGCCUCCACACCCCUCUACCUCAGCUCCUCCUCCAGGAGAACUGGGACAAUGUGAAGCGCACUUGGUCCGCCAUGAAGGAUGGCAACAGCCCCCGCGUGGAAUUCAGUAAUGCCCACAGCUUCCUGUUGGACACUAGUUUAGAGCCCCCUCUUUGUGGGCAGACACUAUGUGACAACACAGAAGUCAUCUCCAGUUAUAACCAGCUCCCAAGUUUCCGUCGACCCAAGGUGGUACGCUAUCGUGUGGUCAACAUUCAUGAUGACGACCAUAAGAACCCGACUGUGAGCCAGCAGCAGAUUGACUUUCAGCACCAGCAGCUGGCUGAGGCCUUCCAGCACUAUAACAUCUCCUGGGAGCUGGAGGUGCUGGAUAUAAACAGCUCUUCUCUGCGUCACCGCCUCAUCCUAGCCAACUGUGACAUCAGCAAGAUCGGCGAUGAAAAGUGUGACCCUGAAUGCAACCAUACACUGACUGGCCAUGAUGGCGGGGACUGCCGCCAGCUGCGCUAUCCCGCGUUCAUGAAGAAGCAGCAGAACGGUGUUUGUGACAUGGACUGCAACUACGAAAGGUUUAAUUUCGAUGGUGGAGAGUGCUGUGACCCAGACAUCACUGAUGUCACUAAGACAUGCUUUGAUCCUGACUCUCCACACAGAGCCUACUUGGAUGUCAAUGAGCUAAAGAACAUUCUUAGAGUGGAUGGAUCAACACAUCUCAAUAUUUUCUUUGCAAACUCUUCAGAGGAGGAGUUGGCAGGAGUGGCAACUUGGCCAUGGGACAAGGAGGCCCUAAUGCACUUGGGCGGCAUUGUUUUGAACCCAUCUUUCUAUGGCAUUCCUGGACACACCCACACCAUGAUCCAUGAGAUUGGGCACAGCCUGGGCCUCUAUCACAUCUUCCGUGGCAUCUCAGAAAUCCAGUCCUGCAGUGAUCCCUGCAUGGAGACAGAGCCCUCAUUUGAAACUGGAGACCUCUGCAAUGACACCAACCCAGCCCCCAAACACAAGUUUUGUGGAGACCCUGGACCGGGCAAUGACACUUGUGGCUUUCAUAGCUUCUUCGACACUCCUUACAAUAACUUCAUGAGCUAUGCAGAUGACGACUGUACAGACUCUUUCACGCCCAAUCAAGUCUCCAGAAUGCACUGUUACCUGGACCUGGUAUACCAGAACUGGCAACCCUCCAGAAAGCCAGCACCUGUAGCCCUUGCCCCCCAGGUUGUGGGCCAUACAAGUGACUCUGUGAUGUUAGAGUGGUUCCCACCCAUCGAUGGCCACUUCUUUGAAAGAGAAUUGGGAUCAGCAUGUGACCUUUGCCUAGAAGGGAGAAUCCUGGUGCAAUAUGCUUUCAAUGCCUCUUCCCCGAUGCCCUGUGGACCAUCAGGACACUGGAGUCCUCGGGAAGCAGAAGGUCAUCCAGAUGUUGAACAGCCCUGUAAAUCCAGUGUCAGAACCUGGAGUCCAAAUUCAGCUGUUAACCCACACACAGUCCCUCCAGCUUGUCCUGAGCCACAAGGUUGCUACCUCGAGCUGGAAUUCCAGUACCCCUUGGUCCCUGAUUCAUUGACCAUCUGGGUGACCUUUGUCUCCACUGACUGGGACUCCAGUGGAGCUGUCAAUGACGUCAAACUAUUGACAGUCAGUGGAAAGAACAUCUCUUUAGGUCCUCAAAAUGUUUUCUGUGAUAUCCCACUGACCAUCAGACUCCGGGAUGUGGGUGAGGAGGUAUAUGGCAUCCAGAUCUAUACUCUUGAUGAACACCUGGAGAUUGAUGCAGCCAUGCUGACCUCUACUGUGGACAGUCCACUCUGUCUAGAGUGUAAACCCCUACAGUAUAAAGUGCUCCGGGACCCACCUCUCCAGGAAGACAUAGCCUCAUUACUACACCUCAACAGAAGAUUCGUGGACAUGGAUCUGAAACUUGGCAGUGUGUACCAGUACCAGAUUAUCACCAUUUCAGGAACUGAAGAGAGUGAGCCAUCACCGGCUGCCAUAUACACCCAUGGAAGUGGGUACUGUGGUGAUGGCAUUAUCCAGAAAGGCCAAGGAGAAGAAUGUGACGACAUGAAUAAGAUCAAUGGUGAUGGCUGCUCCCUCUUCUGCCAACAAGAAAUUUCCUUCAACUGCAUUGAUGAACCCAGCCGGUGUUACUUCCAUGAUGGAGAUGGGAUGUGUGAAGAGUUUGAACAAAAAACUAGCAUUAAAGACUGUGGCGUCUACACACCCCAGGGUUUCCUGGAUCAGUGGGCAUCCAAUGCUUCAGUAUCCCAUCAAGACCAGCAGUGCCCAGGUUGGGUUGUUAUUGGACAACCAGCGGCAUCCCAGGUGUGUCGAACCAAGGUGAUAGAUCUCAGUGAAGGCAUUUCCCAGCAUGCUUGGUACCCUUGCACCAUUAAUUACCCAUACUACCAGCUGCCUCAGACCACAUUCUGGCUCCAGACAUAUUUCUCUCAGCCAAUGGUUGCUGCAGCUGUUAUUAUCCACUUGGUGACUGAUGGAACAUACUAUGGGGACCAAAAGCAGGAGACCAUCAGUGUGCAGCUGCUUGAUACCAAAGAGCAAAGCCAUGAUCUAGGCCUCCAUGUCUUGAGCUGCAGGAACAAUCCCCUGAUUAUCCCUGUGGUCCAUGACCUCAGCCAGCCCUUCUACCACAGCCAAGCAGUACGUGUGAGCUUCAGUUCGCCCCUGGUCGCCAUCUCGGGGGUGGCCCUCCGCUCCUUCGACAACUUUGACCCUGUCACCCUGAGCAGCUGCCAGAGAGGAGAGACCUACAGCCCUGCUGAGCAGAGCUGUGUGCAUUUUGCCUGUGAAGCCACGGACUGUCCAGAACUGGCUGUGGAGAAUGCUUCUCUCAACUGUUCCAGCAGCCACCGCUACCAUGGUGCCCAGUGCACUGUGAGCUGCCAGACAGGUUAUGUGCUGCAGAUACAGCGGGAUGACGAGUUAAUCAAGAGCCAGGUGGGACCAAGCAUCACAGUGACAUGUACGGAGGGCAAGUGGAACAAGCAGGUGGCAUGUGAGCCAGUGGACUGCGGUGUCCCGGAUCACCAUCAUGUCUAUGCUGCCUCCUUCUCCUGCCCAGAGGGCACCACCUUUGGUAGAAGAUGUUCCUUUCAGUGCCGCCACCCUGCCCAGCUGAAAGGCAACAACAGCGUUCUGACCUGUAUGGAAGAUGGACUGUGGUCCUUCCCGGAGGCCCUGUGUGAGCUCAUGUGCCUCGCCCCACCCCCAGUUCCCAACGCAGACCUGCAGACAGCAAGGUGUCGAGAGAACAAGCACAAGGUGGGCUCCUUCUGCAAGUACAAGUGCAAACCUGGAUACCACGUGCCCGGCUCGUCUAGGAAGUCCAAGAAACGGGCCUUCAAGACUCAGUGUACCCAAGAUGGCAGCUGGCAGGAGGGAACUUGUGUGCCUGUGACUUGUGACCCACCUCCAGCCAAAUUCCAUGGGCUCUACCAAUGCACCAAUGGCUUCCAGUUCAACAGUGAGUGUAGGAUCAAGUGUGAAGACAGUGAAGGCUCCCAGGGCCGUGGGAGCAACAUCAUUCACUGCCGGAAAGACGGUACCUGGAGUGGUUCCUUCCAUGUCUGCCGAGAGAUGCAAGGCCAGUGCUUGGCUCCCAACCAGCUCAACAGUAACCUCAAAUUGCAGUGUCCUGAUGGCUACGCCAUAGGGUCAGAGUGUGCCACCUCGUGCCUGGACCACAACAGCGAGUCCAUCAUCUUGCCAGUGAACGUGACGGUGCGUGACAUUCCCCACUGGAUGAACCCCACACGAGUAGAGAGGAUUGUCUGCACUGCUGGUCUCCAGUGGUAUCCCCACCCUGCUCUGAUCCACUGUGUCAAAGGCUGUGAGCCAUUCAUGGGAGACAACUACUGUGAUGCCAUCAACAAUCGCGCCUUCUGCAACUAUGAUGGUGGGGACUGCUGCACCUCCACGGUAAAGACCAAAAAGGUCACUCCCUUUCCUAUGUCCUGUGACCUACAAGAUGACUGCGCCUGUCGGGACCCUGAAGCCCAAGAACACAGCCGGAAAGACCUUCGGGGAUAUAGCCAUGGCUAAGGAAAGACAAAAGUUGUCCAAGAUUUCCCAACGCCAAGACCCGCAUCCCUCUGGUAUUGAUUUCACAGUCUGCUGCUCAAUGAAAUGGCCUCUCCACACCAGGGAUCCUUAGCACCCAACCGGUCUGCCUUUAAUUUCACCCAGGAAGGACCAAUUGUGGGGCAAUGAACUGAAUCUCACCAUGUUGAAUGAUGGAAUGGAAUACUAUCCUGCAGUCUAAGAUGGAUUGCAUACACAGCAUGUAGUCCCAGAGCCUCUGAAAAUUCUAACCAUUUGUCACAUGACCACAGCCCAAAACAACAAAACCAUGUUUUGUAUCAAGGAGUAUGCACAUCUGUGGUUCAUACACAUGCAUGCAUACACACCCAUACAAACAUCUGUGUGAAGGCAGUUUUAGAAAAGUUAGUGAAAAACAACUGGAAAAACAAAACAAAGCAACAAAAGCAAAGCAAAACAAAACAAAACAAAACCCACCUCAAUCUUUCCUCUCCCAAGCUCCUUGGGAGAAAGAGAGUUAUAGAAACUAAGACCAAGUACUGAGAAAGAAAUAUAGCUCAGAUUCUGAGGUACAGAAAAUGCCGUGCAUACAUCAUCAUGUAGUGUUUGGGGACCAGAAGUGAAAUGCUUUGUAACUACAAAUCUUCUGGGGAACUAGGGCCCAAGAAUAGGUAAAUAUUCCAAGGUGUGCAAAGCUCCCCAAUUUUUCUGCUGCCAUGGGGAUUUUGCCCCAACACCGGGGUGCAAGGCCUAGCUGGAAAUGGCUUAGGACUUCGGAGUCAAGGUAUUCCAUCAGCUCCCUGCUUGAGGCUUGAGGUCUUCAUAUCCCUUCCAGAUCCCACCUGUUCUCCAGAUCUUACCUUGGGACCACAUUUGCUGCUACUCUUCCUGCUGCUCUGUCCGAUACAUUGAGUGCUCUUUGAUGGUAGAGCUAGGUUAAAAAAAGUUCCAUAUAAUCAAGUAGACUGCCUUAAAAGUGAUUCAUAUUUUUCCAGAGUUCCUCACUCUUGGCCCAUCUUCAAAAGAAAAACCUUAAUGGGCUUAAGUCCUUCACAAGUGGACUUCUCAUUCUGGAAAAGAAUUAAGGGAUGUCAGAUGCUCGAGCCCUUCCUGAGAGUCCAGAAUGUCUAAGCCAGUGUUAGAUUUUCUAAUCAAGUGGAACAGUGUUAAACUUGGGAAUGCUGGAACUACAGAGAAGCUGCUGGAAUGGUCAGGACAUGGGUUAUUGUCCUUAUCUCAAUUUUCCCAGGUUUCUAGGCUAGAGCAAGCUUUGGUCUUGAGACUCCCACUAUUAUUCUAAGCAGAUGAAUUCUAAAACAUCUUGGAUCCAGGCAAUGUAUGUGGCAUUCUAGAGAAACAGAGGAACAUCGGGAAGCCCUGGAGAUCCAGACUCAGCACCCAACACAGUCAUCACAUUUUCCAUAUAAUUUUUCAGAUGUUAGGACACCUUUCCACAUUCAUUGUUGGGCACUGCUCCUUCCCCUCCCAUAUUUAGUCUUCAAACACUAAGAGGAAAUGAGUCAACUGUACAUGGAAGCCAGUAAUAUAUGCAGGGCCUUUUUCCCCCCUAAUUAUCUAUUCAUACCCUCUGAAUUAAUGUGAGAAGAGAUCAACACAGGAUGAGGUGUAUAGAGUAGUUAACUUUGACAUAAUUUGUGAAAUAUGGAGCUGGUAAGCAAGGAGAUAGGAAGACCUAAUGAAAUGUAUAACAUAAAGAUGACAGUACAUCAAUUGAUCUCAAGUCUAGUGGGGACAGCUAAUAAAAGCAAGUCUGGGACAGAAUGCAAAAUGCCAGCCCAUGCAUAGCCAUCCUGCAGCUAAGGCAUUCAUCGUUAAUCUAUUGUGUUCCCUUUUCUACUAGGACCAACAGUAAUUUCACAAACUGUGUUUUCAUAUUAUGACCAAUAGCUUUUUCCUGCUGAUUAAGAAUACUUGAAAAGGUAUCUAUUGACCAUCAGUGGUCUGUAAUAUCAAGAAAUGUACCAAGGUGCUUUUCGCACAGGUGCCCAUAAAUAAGGAUAUAAUGCUUAGAUUAUGCAACUUGUCCUUUACUGGAGCCUCUGAAGUUCAAGUCUAGAAUGGAGAAGUGGCCACUGAUGUGAUAGCCCAGCACUUUGGCUCCUCCAAAAGCAUAUCACAUUUAUAUAUAGGGCACUUCCCCCUGUAAUUAUUAGAACCAAUCUUUAACAAAAUAUAAGAACAAUUUUUAUGGGAAUUGGCCUGAUUAUGUUUAACUCUCUAGGAUCCUCAAACUUUUGUUAACCCUUCAGGCCUCUCUAUUGCCCAGAUAUGCUGUGUCAGCUUAGACAGGACAAGCUAAAGAGUGGAAACAGGACUAGCCCUCCCAACAGCUUAAAAUGCCCAUAAGACAACAUUAUUAACAGUAGGGUCAUAGAAACUGAAGACAGACCAUAAGAAUUUCCCCCAAUCAAUCCUCAUCCAACUCUUUGUUCUUAUUGUCAUCUGUUGCUACACUCUCCAACUGAGCAAAGACUCCUGGAGGCUGGCUCCUAUUUUAAGAUUCAGAGACUGAAGUGGGCCUAUCCAAGUAGAAUCCCAUCCAGUUUCCAACGUGCUGCCAAUCAAACCUGUUGUGACCAAAUUCAUAUUUGCUGAGCCUAUUAGAUAAAAGAGGCUACCCAACUGGUAGCCUGCCUCAUGCCCACAAGGGAUGUGUAAUUCAUACGAUCUUCCCAGACCUUAGUGCAGGACAGUCAGCUGCAUUUUUGCAAUGCACUGAUUCCCAGUUUCAUUUGCUUCCUGAGAAUAAACUCCUUGUCACAUCCCCCUCAGUCAUCUGUUUCAGACAAUGGAGUAAUCAGGAGGAGGCGGGUCUGAAGCACUGUUGUACAUCCACAGCUUAGGGGCCCGAAAGCACUUGGGAGUUCUGCAGCUGAAGAAGUAUCAGUCUGUUAGCAGCAAGGAAGCAAAGAUGAGGUGGACAGUUCUCUAGGCACCAUCUGGGAAACUGUUCCAAACCGCAACUCACUGUCUGCCCAAAGGACUUGCGUUACCCCUGGAUGGUGUGCCAACAACCUCGGAAGGAAAGUCAGUGUGGGAAGUCAGUGAGUCCAUGGGAAGUCAGUGUGAGUAGGUGAAGCGAGGUGUAAAGAAAAGGAGAGAUUAAUGGUCUUAAAGAGCAGGCUUUUGGAAAAGGAGGGAAUCAGCUGCCGCUCUUGGCUCCUCAGCACACUGGGCCACUGCCGAGACCAUUCUCUGUCUCAUUCCCACUUUGGCCAAUGUUUAAAUGCUAUUUGUUGAAAAUAAUUCUUUGGGACAGAUUUCAGCUACCUCCCUUCCACGUUCGAUUUAACUCGGCUAUAACUGUCAAUUUGUUAAAGGUCUUACCUGUGUGAUUUUUUAAAAAGAAAGAAAGAAAUAGAAAAAGAAAUGAAAGAAAGAAAAGAGAAGAACAGAAAAGGAAGAAAAUCAUAGUCAUGUUAAUAGUUUCAGUGUGUGUGUGUGUGUGUGUGUGUGUGUGUGUGUGUGUGACUUUUUUUCUGGAACUACUUCAAGUGAGAAAAAGAUUGAUAGUGACAAAGCUAUAAAAAUAUAAAUUAAUAGAGGACAAUAUGAUUACAAGGAACUAAAAUGCAUGAUUAAAACCUAAGAAUAUGAACUCUAUUUUUAAUGCUUCCUUGAGGAGGUUGUUUUAUUCUACAAACUGAGUAUGGAGAGAUGACAUAGAGAUUUCGCUAGAUGAUGAAGAGUGAGGUUUUAUUGCGCUGUCUGAUAUUUUCUGUACAUUGUGGUAGGUCCAGGAAGUAAGGCAUAUUCUCCCUUGAGUUGUUUUUAGUGGGGCAUUUUGCUCUUUUUGUGUGUGUGUGUGACUGUCCAUGGUAGAGGGGCCUGGGGAGGGUUUGAUAUUGGUUUUCACCAAAUAUUAAGGGGAUAAACUGUGUCUUUGUCCUUUUUACACAAUAAGAUAUUUGUAUUUGCUAGUAUGGCCCUGAGCUCCCUGAUGACUACACUCAGAACCAACCUGCACAGUCCACUUCCUAAGAAGCUGCUACAUGACCAGACAGGUGAUCCCAGUGAAGUUUGAGAAAGAAAACAAACCAAAUUAAUAACUAAAUAGAAAAUGAGUUUUGUAAAAUCCUCUUUUUGUAAUUUAUUCAAGUUUUGCCAAAUUCCUAACUAUCAUUUCCCUUGUAAAAACAAUGCAAUAAUAAUCAAGGUAGAAGUUUAUGUGUCUGACCAAAGCUUCAGAAUGCUUGACUCCAGGCAUCACUUCACUCAGUGAUUUUGAACAAGUCGUCAGAUUGCCUCCACAUUUGCCUCAGUUUCUCUAGCUGAAAAAUGGGGAUACUACUAUUUACCUACCUCACAGUGGGAGGACAGAGGACCAUGAGGCCCUGAGGUUUUUAAAUGGACUAUGCAAUCUGUUAGAGACACCAUCUGAUGCAAAGUCCAUAGGUUAUUUUUCAAGAAUGCAUAGGGACAUCACCUUUUUCAGAGAUAGGGAGAACUUGAUUGACAUUUCAAGGCGCAAAAGCUGGAAUGCCUGGAUUAGAGUUCACCUUAAGGGAGUGUACUGGGAAAUAGUUCACUCUUUAGAUAAUUUCAAGUUCCUUCUCCCUUUUUCUGGCCUUUACUAAUUCAAUGGUUUGAUCAAAAUCCAAUGACUUCCUACAGUGUAAAAGUCAGGCUACUGUCAUGUAGUUAAGAUUUUGGGGGCAUUACCAAUAUGCAGAGUAAGAGGGUCUGACAUCUCUUCUCCAGCAGAUUCCUCUCUUCUCACACUUAGUUUCCACAACACAUGUUUCAUUAAUAUAAGUGAUAAUAUUUGAGUGCAAGUUGGGCUUCUUAAACUUCACACCAGCAGUCAGUGAGGAGAACUAUGAACAAUUAGUGAGUUGCUUUCUUGGGUCUCUAUAAUCAAUAACCUGUCUGCAGAUAUCUAUCUAUAUAAAGAUAUUAUAUAUAAAUAAAAAUUUACAUAUAUAUGCACAUGUAUAUAUAGUUGUACAUAUAUGUGUGUAUAUAUAUACUUAAAUGUAAUAUUUACAAAACUGUGAUCUCUUCUAGAGAAAAUGUAUUCAUAUUACAAACUGCUCUUCCAUAUUUAUGUAUCAUAUUAUACCUUUUUAUUGUUGUUAAGGGUAUUUCUAAUUAUUAUGAUGUUAAAAUCUGUUUGGCACCUUCUGGAAGCAACCAAAAAAAUAUGACUCUUCAUCAAAGUGCUUAGAAUCUGUUCUUAAGAAAAUUCUACUGGUCUACUGUUAAAAAAAAAAGAAAAAAGAAAAAAAUGAAAGAAAGGAAGAAAGAAAGAGUGAAAAGAAAGAUAAAUGCAAAGUAAAGACCAAAAACUAAACACAACUCUAACCUUCUUCCUGUACCUCACGCGCAGAAAUGUGCUGCUCUUGUUGUGGGUUUAUUUUUCCUGUUUAUGUGUUUUUAUGGAUCUAAGUUAAGUCUUUCAGCAAUAUAUAAAAAUGUAAAUAGUUAACUUUAUUUAUUAAGAAUGUCAUCUUUUUUAAUUUAUAUUUACACGAUGGUUCAUCUAAUUUAUUUUUUCUAUACGGUUUUAAAUACUCAGACAUAUUUUGCUGUUCAUGGUAUUUUUUAUUCUUUUCUCAUGGAUUUGUGUUUCCAUAUUGUUCUCUCUGGUCUCAGUUACAGGUUGGAUCUGACACACAUACACGAAAAUAAUGUCAAAGACAAAUAUUUUGCCACU